This is a messenger RNA of Priapulus caudatus, 1489 nucleotides long. RefSeq lists its product as uncharacterized. Gene Ontology annotation, cellular component: plasma membrane. Gene Ontology annotation, molecular function: G protein-coupled receptor activity. NCBI's taxonomy places the organism in Eukaryota, Metazoa, Priapulida, Priapulimorpha, Priapulimorphida, Priapulidae. The transcript has a single exon. The record is from RefSeq and is a predicted model, not a curated record. Bases 1 to 1437 code for a protein of 478 amino acids. Gene Ontology annotation, biological process: G protein-coupled receptor signaling pathway.
AUGAGCAUGUUUCCGGACAUCGGCAGCUUUCCGUCGGAGAUCAACAUCAACGAAUGGCUUCAGUUCCUCAAUGUGAGCGCCAACGUGACCUUGGAUGAGCCGACGUCGCCGACAGAGGUCGCCCCGCGACAGCAGACGCCCAUCAGCAACGUGGAGAUAGCUCUCGAGCAUCUCAACCAGUUCUACAUCCCGCUGAUCGUCUUCGUCGGGUUGCUAGGCAACUCGCUGUCCGUCAUCGUUUUCUUCAUGACGAAGCUGCGAGCGAUGUCGUCGUCCUACUACCUGGCGGCGCUGGCUACGGCCGACAGUGGUCUCCUCGUCGCUCUGUUCGUCGUCUGGUUGAACAGCCUGGACGUGAACUCGUUUAACCGCAGCGGUAUGUGUCAGCUGAUCGUGUACGCGACGCUUGUCUUCAGCUUCCUUUCCGUGUGGCUCGUCGUCGCUUUCACCGUCGAACGUUUCAUCGCCGUCACCUACCCACUGCACCGGCCGACGAUGUGCACCGUCCGACGCGCCAAGUUCACCGUCGGCGGACUGACGGCGUUCGCGAUGCUGCAGUACACGUACGUGUUCGCGACGACCGGGGUCGUGCAGACGAACACGGGCGCCGUGUGCGCCCUCUACCCGCAGUACAUGACGGCGAUGACAGUGUUGAACAACAUCGACACUGUGACGACACUCAUCUGUCCUUUCAUCGUCAUCGUCACGAUGAACGUCACCAUCGCGAGGAAGGUGAUCGACUUCUACCGACGCCGCGCGUCGCUCAACGCCGCCGUGUCGCAAGAUAGCGCCACUAACCCCGCCACCGGCCGCUCGUACAUGUACAUGCGCCCUCUGGCGUCGAGCGGCGGGUUGCGGCUGAACUCUAAUUCGAGUUCCCGCACUCCGCCGCUUCCCCGUCUCCACGGCGUCGGCAACGGUCAGCAGUGCGACACGGCGCUCAGCUACGGCUACCGGCCGACGUCGCCAGCGCGCACCAGCAGCGCCCCCUACCCGGUGGUGAGAAGCCAUCGCGACAGUCUGCGCACGCGCAAUCAGAUUCGGAUCACGAAGAUGCUGCUGCUCAUAUCUACCGUGUUUAUUCUGCUGAACCUACCGAGUCACGCGAUCCGCAUUCACGUCUUCAUAGAGGGGCUGUUCGACCCGGGCUACCGCCUCACGCCACGACUCUUCAUCCUCCAGCAGUACUUUCAGCUGAUCUACUACACGAACUUCGCCAUCAACUUCUUCCUCUACUCGCUCGCCGGAGCCAACUUUCGCAAGGCGCUCAAGAUGCUAGAGGAGAAAUACGUGUGCUCGUACGGAAACUCUAGCGAACACACGGCGCCCCUGCCGAUGCCCGUGCAGAUGGCGCCACCGUCGCGCGCCUCAGGCAGCAACAGUCGCAGCAGGAGCAAGGGCAGUCGCAGCAACUCAUAUAACUCGGGGCCCGGGUGAGAGAGAGAGCGAGGAACGCGGCUGCCCUGGCUGAACCUUGAUCGCUCGCUCU